GUUCCUUACAAGGACCGUUAGUUUGAGUUCCGCUCUGAAGAACCCGUCAUGACAGGUGUCUUUUACGCAUGGCAAAUCAAAGUAUUUGGUGUUUGUCUCACAGGUUGAACUGUUUAGCAAACUUUGUUUUCUCUACAAUAUUUGAAUCUUGGCGUACGAUUUUUACUUUUGAUUGUGAUCUUUAUUCAAGUUUGAUGUGAUUAGUCAUGCAUUCAGCAAUAAAGAGUAUAUUAUGAACACAUGCAAGACAAACUAUAACAAUUAUGGCAGCUGUGUUUUGGCUCUUUAUCGUGAUAUUCUUAUCUCUUGAACACCACGUUGUGACUCACGAGAACAAAAUAGGAAAUGGUAAAGAUAAUCUUCAAGUACAUAAAAUUGUGAAUACCGGCGAGAAUCUUCAGAAAUCAUUUGUUGCAAGAAAACAAAACAAAAAGAGCUCUGUUCAUGGAAGAAUUGUCAAGUUCCGUACUUCUGGUGUUGCUAAUAAAAAUAUCAAUAGAAAAGGAUUGGCUUUAAAUGGAUUAUUUCCACGUCAAGAUCAAGACACCCAAGAUCCUAUAUAUCUACAAAACACUCGCAAACACUCGUCAAACCCUCGCAAACACUCGUCAAACCUUCAUAAACACUCGCAAACGCUUGCAUACACUCGUCAAACCCUCGCAAACACUCGUCAAACACUCACAAACACUCGCAAGCACUCGUCCAACUCCAUUAACUCAAAACUUCAAGGCAAUGGGCCUCAACUAAAAACCGGAAAGAGCGUUCCCAAAUCUUUUCACACAAAAAAGUCACGUCACAUUAUUAAAAACGGACGUUCAGACUCGAUGUUUUAUCCCAACAAAGCAAUACACGGAGACUUUUUCAAAGUUCAUUUUGUGUCAGACGGGAGGAACGACUUAAGCUCCCGUUCGAUUGGCCAUUCAUUAUUAAAAAUUACUCCAUGGCCAAUACCGAAUUCCGAAAACUCGGAAGGCGUUGAUAAGUUGAAAAGUUUUCUAUCCAAUGAUGGUUCACCAUCGGAGAAUGAAAAUGGUCAAAAUGGAAAAGGUUACUUUGAAAACUUCAAAUUAAGUUUACCUUCAAAGAACAAUUCUUCCCAGCAUUCAUCGCGCAGCAUCAAAAACUACCCAAGCAUCUUAGAGCACAACCAGAUGACGCCACUUCGCUGGGACGGUAAUCUUUACGAAAGCAUCGGUAAGCAGAUUGUCCCACCACCAUAUUCUAUGAACAACCCCAACAACAUGGAGUAUCCUUACAAUGCUGCGGAUGUAAAUGGAAACGAUUUAUUAAAAAUUGUCCCUAGUUUGGACGCUAAGAGUGUUGAUAGCAGGCUUUUCGAUGAUUUUGAGUUUCUUAAAGAUACUAACGGACUUUAUCAAAAUUCAAAUAGUGACUUGGUCAUGAAGCCUAUUAAUGGUGGAAACCAAGCGACAGAAAUCCAUGGUGACCAAAGAACAAGUGAAAUUGACGGAUUAAUUUCAGGGGCGCAAAUCAGGCCUGCAGUUCAGCCAUUCACUGCUCACCCCGGCGCUUCUUCGCGCAUACAAGAGUCACCACAUCUUGGAAAAAAGCCGCUUCCUACAAAACAUAGAUCUUCGAAAGCAGCAGCCAAAAGUUCAAAAGGCAGAAUUCAUUCCCGUCAUAAAUACCAAAAGAAGUGGAAAAACGUUGACAGCAAACCGCUUAAAUAUAAAGCAUCUGAGCAAGACUUCGUAAAACUUGAGCUCGAAGAUCCGUUUUUUUCCAUAAGAAUAAAAAAAAGUCCUAGAAACAAGGGAUACGGCUCAUCUCGCGUAAAAGUUGAUGGACUGCAUGAAGAUAAACCCGAAAACUCAUACUUAAAAAAAGCUCCAGGAGUAUACAACAAUAUAUUGCCACAGGAAAAACAGCCGCCGCAGAUAUUUAAAUCAACGUUUGGAUCAAUACAUGGCUCCUUACAUGGCGAACCACUAAUAUUUGGCGAACCCGUGCCACAACAUGUCACCGAUAAUUUAAAAGGUAACGGUCAUUCUGAAAUGGCUGUCGAUGCUUCUAAUGGCAAGAGCUCUGAAAAACUAUACCAUGAUGAAAAGGUCAAUGAACCGUCUCACGUUAGCCAUGAAAUUCACCAAACUUUCCAAAGUUUACAUGGACUACCUGGACAAAAUCCUAACAUAAUUCUGAAUAUCCCUCCUAAGCACUUUUCUGAAGUUUCCUCCUUUCAACCUUCCAGCAAUAGGAACGUAUCAAAGACGAAUUCUCGGACAGCGUCAAAGAACAGCAGUCCAAAUUAUGAGAGCGUCGUUGUAAACCCAACAGUUGUCGGUCGCAUUCGACCAAAUAUUGUGAAAAGUGUCAACAGUCAAGGUUUUCAUGGUGGUGGUAUGGCAGGAGGACAGGGUGGUGGUGGUGGUAUGGCAGGAGGACAGGGUGGUGGUGGUAUGGCAGGAGGACAGGGUGGUGGUAGUAUGGCAGGACAGGGUGGCGGUGGUAUGGGAGGAGGACAGGGUGGUGGGGGUAUGGGAGGAGGACAGUUUGGUUUUGGUUUUGGAGGAGGACAGGGUGGUGGUGGUAUGGCAGGAGGACAGGGUGGUGGUGGUGGUAUGGCAGGAGCAGGUUAUGGGGGUGGAGGAGGACUAUACCGGAGUGCUGGCUUAGCUGGAGGUGUGGUCAGAGCUGCAGGUGGGGGACCUAGGUUUUAUGGUGACCAAUGUUUUGGUGACCCAGAUAAUGACAAGGAAGCAGAUGAAUUUCCAGCUGUUAUGGAUAUUGUGUUCCUUAUCGACACGUCUGAUCGCGCCAUGUUCAAUGACAUGAAGGAUUUCAUAAAAUCUCUUUCACACAAAUUCACCGUGGAACCAAUGGCUACUCGCGUUGCUUUGGUUACAUUUAGUUCUGAUGCCUCGAUAUUGUUCGGCUUCACUCGGUACAGCUCUCGGAAAGAACUCGACGAAGCCUUAGAUGAGCUUGAGUAUCCCUCAUUCGUUGCACGAAAAUCUCGUUGGAAACGCGCAUCUGGCACGCGGAAACGUUCAAUGAUAAAACGGAAAACGUGGAACGAUACCGUCAAGUCUGCUUCAAACACUGUGCAAUCGUAUUCAGAUGAACCGUCCGUGCCUACAAAAAGAGACGACGAUACAAAAGCUGUAUUGAUUGGUCGUGGCUUGCAGGCAGCACUUCUACUAUUCCGUGAUCCGACUGCCAGACAAAACGUUCCCCACGUCUUGAUCGCCGUCACUCACGCUCCUUCGGCAGACAAUUUUCUAUAUCCUUCUCGGGAGUUGCACGCUAGUGGUAUUAACAUUUUUGGUAUCGGUGUUGGACAGCACUUCAGCAAAUUUCAACUCUUGAUGAUGAGCAGCCUCCCGAAGUUCCGACAUCUUUUCAAGGUGAAGACCUCGCUUCAGUUGAAAUGUCUUGCUGCUAGCGUUGCCGAUAAAGUUCUUCGAGAUAUCCAGACGCGCGUCUGUCCCGCAUGUUUUCAUGAUCCCCAACACGCUGCGUGUUCUUACUGUUUUAAGCACGGUGACGCCAGCAACAUGGCCGCAAUCAUCCAUCAACCUCCCCCGAAGUUUGAUCUUAAUUUGCAAUCGUAUCCCAAUAGCGCAACAGGAACCGGUUACAUCGACUCAAUGUUUCCUGAUAUGAUUCCAUUCCGAAGAUCAAAGAUGCUAUCAAGGAUUAGAUCUUCUAAGCCACAUGACGUUGCACCGACUCUCCAAAAUUCUGCUUUCGAUGAACCAUUCCAGCUUGCUUCAAGUCGUAUGCGAAUGGGGAAUCAUAGAUCCAGGGGCAAAAACGAAGGCAAUUCAAGAGGAGAUCCGAAUGCUAAAACGAAAGUUCAUUCGAAACACCAACAUAACCAUAAACUAAAAGUUAAAAGAUUACUUGGUCAACGUAGUAAAGAACUCUCUGUGUUUAAAUCCAAAUCGAUAAAACGUAAGACAAAAAAAACUUAAAAUGUCGUGUAUGUUGGGUUAAACGAAAGCUCUGUCAAUGAAAAAAUGAUUUGAAGAAAGUCUCGGUUUGGUAUAUAUAUAUAUAUACAUAUAUAGCAGUGUACUUGCUAAUACAGUUUACUGGUCAUUCUUGCUUUUACUACAUAAUUUAAAAUACUUUGGUAUAAGCUUUUUUGUUUGCUUUAUUAUGAGUUCGUGCCUGCUAUAGAGAGCCCAUGAAAUGGAAUUCUCUAAGCUUUUAAACAAAAGAUCACCCGAAACUGCGAUGGACUUUUUUUUCAACAUUUGUUUGCACGUAAAUUAGAGAAUUUAUGGUUGAUCUUUUCCUCUAUAAAAGCAUCUUUUACUUUUAUUCAUUCUCGCCAAUGUUAAUUAUAUUUGCCUAAUAUCAUGUAGCUUAUUAACUUCAACAAAACGUUGAACUUUUUGAUAAAAAAACAGACAGGUUUGUAUUUUCAAUUCUUGCAUAAAAUCGAAAACGAACACCAUGUUAAGAUAGGUUGGUUGAAAAAUGACACAGUACAAAUUAUCAAAUUUACAAAAACUUCAAUAGCUCAAGCAGCAAGCAUGAAAACACAAAUGUUGAAAAAAAGACUUUGGCAGUUUUAAGAGAUAUUUCAUCAAAGAAAACAAUAAAGUUAAUGUCAUUGAA
This is a messenger RNA of Xenia sp. Carnegie-2017, 4590 nucleotides long. RefSeq lists its product as uncharacterized. Bases 264 to 3938 code for a protein of 1224 amino acids. The transcript is spliced from 8 exons. The record is from RefSeq and is a predicted model, not a curated record. NCBI's taxonomy places the organism in Eukaryota, Metazoa, Cnidaria, Anthozoa, Malacalcyonacea, Xeniidae.